GCGUUACUGCGACAUGUUGAAGUUGAACCCACCAAUUCUCUCAUUCAACCUUUCAAACGUAUUUUUCCGCUGGAAAAUCAAAUAAACAAGCACGACUUCGCAACGACUUUUCCACUCUCUCUUUCUCUCUUUCUCUCUUUGCUCUUUCUAUCUCCUCAACCUCAAGCUUCUUCUUUGCAGCUAGCUAAGCAAAAACAAGUAUGCCUAACAAAGGCGGCUUUAAUCUCAAGCUCGAUGUUCCUCCUGACGAAGUUUCUCUCGCUAAAUUUCUAACUCAAAGUGGCACAUUUCGAGACGGCGAUCUUUUAGUUAAUCUCGAUGGAAUUCGAAUUGUCUCUCAAAUUGAUUCUGAUGCUCCUCCUCCCCCCAUCAAGCCAUUGGACAACCAGAUAAGUUUGGCUGAUGUAGACACAAUUAAGGUCAUUGGCAAAGGUAGUGGUGGCCUUGUGCAGCUGGUGCAGCACAAAUGGACUAACCAGUUCUUUGCUUUAAAGGUUAUUCAGAUGAAUAUUGAAGAGUCUGCUCGCAAGCAGACAGCACAAGAACUGAAAAUCAACCAGUCACUCGAAUGUCCCUAUGUUGUUGCUUGCUAUCAGUGUUUUUACCAAAACGAGGCUUUCUCCAUAAUUCUGGAGUACAUGGAUGGUGGGUCUCUUUUAGAUUUCUUGAGAAAAGUUAGAACUAUCCCGGAAGAGUAUCUUGCUGCCAUUUGUAAACAGGUGGUAAGAGGUUUGUGCUAUCUCCAUCAUGAGAAGCACAUUAUUCAUAGAGACUUGAAACCAUCCAAUUUGUUGAUAAAUCAUAGAGGGGAAGUCAAGAUUACGGACUUUGGUGUUAGUGCAAUCGUUGCAAGUACUUCUGCCCAGGCUAAUACCAAAAUUGGGACAUAUUAUUAUAUGGCUCCAGAGAGAUUCAGUGAAGAUACCUAUGGAGCUAAAAGUGACAUUUGGAGCUUUGGUUUGGUUGUGCUCGAGUGUGCAACAGGGAAAUUUCCUUAUCCUAUUCCAGAUGAAGAUGAUGGUUGGAUCAACUAUUUUUCAAUUAUGCAAACCAUUAUUGAUCAGCCACCACCUUCUGCCUCCUCUGACCGGUUUUCUGCUGAGUUCUGUUCAUUUAUAUCCUUGUGCUUACAAAAAGACCCGAAGGCUAGGCACUCUGCUCAACAGCUAAUGGAACAUCCUUUCCUCAGUAUGUAUGAUGAUUUGCAUAUUGAUUUAGCUUCAUACUUCACCAAUGCUGGAUCUCCACUCACAACCUUGUAGGCUAAGUUCUGGUACAAAUUUUCAUAAAGCUCCGAAAUUUGAGGUGACGUUCUAUCAGUGCAAGAGAAGUUAGAUGUGGAAUCAUAUUCUUCAAAACCUACAACAGUACCGGAGAAGUUGGUGGGUUGUAAAGGGUUCUGAUGUUACAAAGAUUUUUGAUACUCGAGGAGAUGUAAUUUUGUUUAUGAGAAAAAGCCUUUUAAAUUUUGAUUAGGAGUUUCUGGUUGAUGCAGUUAAAGCAUGAAUACGAUCAGCCGUCCAAUUGCAGUGCCUAUCAACUUAUGAUUUUAUUUUCUGAAGGCAAUUGGUUUCUUGUCAAUGUUUCAUGCAAAUAUGUACUACUUAGCUAAAUCCUGGGCAUAACUCAGUGCUUGAAACCAUACUAUUGAUGGGUAAAUGUUUUCAUGCUGGCCAUCAGCUUCCGAGGUCAGCAGUCUAGCUAUUGGAUUCCUGAUUAUCGUGUUCUUUAAA
Beta vulgaris subsp. vulgaris (sugar beet) is the source of this 1733-nucleotide messenger RNA. RefSeq names its product mitogen-activated protein kinase kinase 2. Bases 201 to 1262 code for a protein of 353 amino acids. The record is from RefSeq and is a predicted model, not a curated record. Gene Ontology annotation, cellular component: cytoplasm. The transcript is spliced from 9 exons. Gene Ontology annotation, biological process: protein phosphorylation. Gene Ontology annotation, molecular function: protein serine/threonine kinase activity; ATP binding. Lineage: Eukaryota; Viridiplantae; Streptophyta; Magnoliopsida; Caryophyllales; Amaranthaceae.